AUGACACCAGGCGGCGAGAGCCAACCGCUGUCCCUGCGACCGCCUCCUGUCGCCGAUCGCAAACCUCGAAACAUCGCCGAAUUCAUUGCGCGAGUUAACGCGCAACCGGGUGGCUUUCGAGCUCUAUCAGAAGCUAAACUCAGGGAGGAGAUUGCUCAAGAGAAUGCGACAAACGGAGACUCCCAAGAGAAAGACGUAGAUAUGGACGAAGCCGACGAAGACGACGACGAAGAGGAUCAGGAUGCGACCAGAGAUCCCCAAGAAGUGCGCAUGGAGAUGUUCAAGAACCUUGACAUCGCAGGAAAUACGGCCCUCCUUACCCUCGACUUCCUCUCCCUCCUCAUUUCGAAGCAGAACCCUACACAAGCCGGCAUUACCCUCUCCCAAGGCCUACGCGACAUGGUGGGAAUCGGUACGAUAGGCGCUGAUAAGCUCGACAACUCGCCCAUUACCCUAGCCAAGGCACAAGAGCAGGAGAAUAUAGCACUUGGCUUCACGUUGAUGCAAACCAACAAGGUACGCGACGCUGCCGAAGCUGCGAGCUCUGUCCUCCAAAAGCAAGUCACGGCCGAGGGAAAGUACUGGGAGGAUAUCGUCGCCGUCCAAAAGUCGGGGUGGUCUAUAACUAGGGUUCCCAUGGAGAGGCACACACUGGGUGUUCGAUUUGGCUUCUCGGAAGGCAAAAAUAGCCUUGCACCCAUGAGGAGAGGUGCCGACGGGACAGUCCAGCUUGACUGCGGUAAACUGGGAGGAGUUUCGGAGAGAGUCGUGGUGACGUUCGAGAGGGACGGUAAAAUUGCUGGUCGCUCUGCUUUACCAGCCGAGACAGCUCUCGAUGCCCCCCUUGAAGAGCAUGUCCUGGAAGCUCGAAACACCAUCUUCUCACAAGAGCUUUGGCAUGAGCUUACGCGAGAAGCCCGUACCCUGGCAGCAUAUGAUGUUAAGCCAGCUGGCUCCCGGCUUACCUGCGACAUUGAUCCAGGGUCCAAGUCAAGAAUCAUCCUUGAGUUGGUACCACUCGGCACUUAUGCUUCGUCAAACGAUGGCCUUCCAGACAACCACAUCGCUGAGGCGAUAUCGCUAUCUUUACACAUUCUCCUGGGUUAUGCCCACAGACAAAACGAACUGCUAAGGACACGUCCUAUGCCUCCUCAUAUCCCACGAUCUCGAGGCCAGCAAACACAUGCCCUUCUUCGCCCUAUCAUCGCCCGUCUCAUGCAUUUUAGUAACGUCAGGAUUGUUACCCAGCAUGUUGGCGACCUUGUCAAGUCGCUACAGCGAGCUGGAAUCCUCUCUAAUUUCGUUCUCAGCACCCCCAAAAUGUCCCCCUCAGAUUCAGACACCUCAACUCAAGGACCUAACCAACUCGCGUCUUCGCAGGCCAUGAUCAAGAAUAUGCUGAACCAUAUUGAAUUCAACAUAAAACUUACCAUACUCCCCAACAUCACCUGCACUGUUCGUGGCCGCACAUUUCAAGUUCCUGUCACAGCGACCCAUUACACUGUGAUUUUACCGCACAAUUCGCCACUAUCAUCUGUUUGCGCCCCCUACAAAGAAGGAUACCCCGACCCCAACGCUUUGGCCGAUUAUCUCGGCACCGCCGCCACGCGUCUGCUCGUAGAGCACUACCUUUCCAACCUUUCGUCUCCAUGGACGCGGAGUAUCCAGGGCAACGUCAUCCGUAACCGAAGCAGUGAGGAGUUUGAGUUGUCGUUUGCUGUUACAGAGACGUCAGACUUACGUGUGAGAAGCACAUCUUUGGUUGACGGUAAGCUGGCGCGCCAGGAAUGGACGUGGUCGGACGAUGGUGAAAAGGAAAGUGUGCAGGCUAUAGUCGAUCAAGUGAUCCGAAGGAUAUCAUCACAAGAUGGGAUCUAA
Messenger RNA from Fusarium venenatum, 1878 nucleotides. Lineage: Eukaryota; Fungi; Ascomycota; Sordariomycetes; Hypocreales; Nectriaceae. The record is from RefSeq and is a predicted model, not a curated record.